This is a messenger RNA of Selaginella moellendorffii, 1207 nucleotides long. RefSeq lists its product as uncharacterized. NCBI's taxonomy places the organism in Eukaryota, Viridiplantae, Streptophyta, Lycopodiopsida, Selaginellales, Selaginellaceae. The record is from RefSeq and is a predicted model, not a curated record. The transcript is spliced from 8 exons. Bases 50 to 589 code for a protein of 179 amino acids.
ACCAAGAACCCUAAAAUUGGGGUGGCCACGUGUUCGUUUUUCUUGCGCUAUGGCAGCUCUUCCUUGGCAUAUCAGGGCAAGCUCCACAUUUCCAGUAAUUCCAGCGAUUGGAGCGCGAGGAGCGAUCUCUCUAACGCCAUCGCGGGCCUCGACUCUCCGCAACCGCAAGUUCUUGGCUAUGGCGGCAGCUCAGGGCGACAGGCCAAAUCCCUGGCGCUUCAUCAGGUGGAGAAGAGCGAAUGACGAACAAGUCAUGUCUAAGCAAGGAGACAAGAAGAAAGGAAACUUUGGAUACAAAGUGAUCCCUGGAGAAACGCUGCAUGACAUUGCUGCCAAGUUUAAAACUCGAGUUGAGAUCCUCAUGGAAGCAAAUGACAUUCUUAAUCCCCAAAACAUUGCAGCUGGUGAGCACCUCUGGAUUCCUAAAACAUACGAAAUUGUCACGGGCGAUACUCUCUAUUCGCUGUCGCGGAAGUUUGGAACCAAGGUUUCAGCAAUUCAAGCUGCAAAUGGCAUCGAUGAUCCAGAGUUGAUCUACAUAGGUGACGUGAUUAUAGUUCCAGAGGAAGAAGAAAAUGAGAACGAGUGAAGGUUACUCAAUCUCAAUUCGCAAGAAAACGAUACUUUUGGAAGAUCCAUCGCCAGAAAUCUAAGGCAGGGAAGAAAAUCACACGCAUGGACACUAUAGCAUAUGCUAUCAUUGCAAUUGAUAGAUAAAAUAAAUGACAUGGUCUCAACACCAAUUGUGCUAUCACAGUCACCAUAUACUCGGAAAUAUUGAUAUUCUUUCCCUAUUAGGAAGCUCUCGUGACCUAGAGCUCGCACAGCACGGCAAUGGCUUCUCAUCCUGUCCAGCCCAUGGCUCCACGGCACCAGGCCGGCGCUCGCAAGGCCGGCGAUUUCGGCCGAUCCAAGUCGUGCCCUCCCCACAGCGACGAUCGCAAGAUGAGCGUCAAGCAGGAGCAGAUCUAUCGCCAGAUGGUGGACGAGCGCGUCGCCGAAAAGCUGGGGAAGCUCCACGAUUCCGUCUUCGCGGCUCGCCAGGCUAGGAGGCUCAAGAGGCAGCAGAGCUCCACCGCCUUGCUCGUGCAGUCGAUCCAGGAGGCCAUCAAGGAAUCGUCGUGAGCGCGCUCGCUAGCGCCAAGAUCGCGACUUAUAUGUACCUAAAUCUCGAGUUUCAAGUAAGAAAAUCGUCGAUUUUCACGCU